UAUGUUUUUGUCUGCGAAUUUGCGAAUCCCCCUUUGUCCCGUCUUCUUCCUUGAAGAAGCUUGAUUGAAACCCUAAACUUUUGUCUGUUCCUUCGAUUUUUCUGAUUCUGGGGGUUUGUGUUGGCAUUCAUUGAGUUCUUUCUGUUAUGCUGUGAGGCUUAUGAUCGGUGCUACCUAAAGCUGUUGGUUAACACAUUCACUCUGCUCAGACUAUGGCCCUUUAUGGUACGUUGCAGUUGUCCCAUGGUAUGGGACUUUGCAGAAACCAGGGGUGUUAUUAUAAGCCAGAAUAUAGUGUCAUGAGAAGGAGGCUGCAUAUAUCUAAGGGUCCUCUCUCAUUAGGCGUUCCAUUGGGCCAACAUGGUUUCAGCAAUGUUUUACUAUCGGAUUACCUUCGUAGGCCUAUUUGUUCAGUUCCAUUAAGAACCACCGCUUUUAGGUGUCAUUCCUUUUCUGUAGGUGGCAACGCAGUUGAACCUGCUGUUAAAGCUGUUACUGUGGUGCUAACAAAGUCACACGGGUUGAUACAACAAUUUCCUUUUGUUUAUAAGUUGGUUCCAGCUGUUGCUCUUCUUGUUUUCUCCCUGUGGGGUUUAGUGCCUUUUGUUCGUCAAGGAAGAAACCUAUUACUCAAUAAAAAUGAUAACGGUUGGAAGAAGAGUGGUACGUACCAUGUUAUGACUUCGUAUGUUCAACCUUUGCUACUAUGGUUAGGAGCUUUAUUCAUCUGCAGGGCAUUAGAUCCGGUUGUCCUUCCUACAGAAGCUAGCAAAAUUGUAAAAGAUCGACUUUUGAAUUUUGUGAGGUCACUGUCAACGGUUCUUGCAUUUGCUUACUGCAUCUCCAGUCUUAUCCAACAAACACAAAAGCUCUUCUCAGAAACAAGUAAUCCGAGCGAUACAAGAAAUAUGGGAUUUCAAUUUGCUGGGAAAGCAGUUUAUUCUGCUGUAUGGGUUGCUGCUGUAUCACUUUUCAUGGAGUUGCUGGGUUUCUCUACACAAAAAUGGCUCACUGCUGGAGGUCUCGGGACAGUUUUGAUUACUCUUGCUGGGCGAGAGAUUUUGACAAACUUUCUUUCAAGUGUUAUGAUUCAUGCAACCCGGCCAUUUGUUUUGAAUGAGUGGAUUCAAACGAAGAUAGAAGGUUAUGAAGUUUCUGGUACUGUGGAGCAUGUUGGUUGGUGGUCACCAACAAUCAUUAGAGGUGAAGACCGCGAGGCAAUCCACAUCCCAAACCAUAAGUUCACAGUCAAUGUCGUGAGAAACCUUACUCAGAAAACUCAUUGGCGUAUCAAAACUCACCUAGCAAUCAGUCACUUGGAUGUCAACAAAAUAAAUAAUAUUGUAGCUGACAUGCGGAAAGUAUUGGCCAAGAAUCCUAUGGUUGAGCAGCAGAGGUUACAUAGAAGGGUAUUCUUGGAGAAUGUCAUUCCAGAAAACCAGGCCCUCUCGAUACUGAUCUCUUGCUUUGUGAAGACAUCUCAUCACGAAGAAUACUUGGGUGUAAAGGAAGCUAUAUUGAUGGACCUUCUAAGAGUCAUAAGCCACCACCGAGCACGUCUAGCCACACCAAUUCGUACGAUCCGUAAAAUGUACACAGAUGCUGACUUGGAAAAUGCACCAUUUGGGGAAUCGAUGUAUGGACCUGGAGGUGUUGGUUCUCGGCGUCCGUUGAUGCUAAUAGAACCCUCUUACAAAAUUAAUGGAGAAGAAAAAUCAAAAUCUCAAAACCGUGCAUCAAAACCAACGGCAGAGCAAGAAAAUAAGGAUUCGGGUCCAAAGUCAAAAGAAACGUCUCCUCCUGACCUAAAGGAGAACGCAAAAGCUGUAGAAUUGCCUGUUUCGGAUACCAACAAAGUACCUGAUGAACCAGUAGCAAAGCCAGGAAUCAAAGCGGUCUCUAAACCGACGACUUCCCCCAAGGAUACAGAAACAUCAGGAGCCGAGAAAGCAAAGGCAAAGAGAAGUGGUAGCACAAUAAAGUCACCAAAGACCGAUGAAACAGAUGGUACAUCAUCAGCGUCUAGAUCAGCUUUGGAAGAGAAUAUAGUACUGGGUGUUGCACUAGAAGGCUCAAAGAGAACACUUCCAAUCGAAGAAGAGAUACAUUCUUCUUCCACGGAAACAGAUAGUAAAGAACUCACUGGGGCUCGCAGAUCUGGUGGGAAUGGACCAUUGGUGGUUGAUAAGGAACAUAAAGAUGGCAAAUCUCAACCAAGCUCGGGUGCUUCGAGCGAGCAGUGAGAUGAAUUCAAAGUGUUAGCUAUUUUUUUUAACACUCUUUGAUGUAAUACACGAUCGAAAUUAAUUGAUUUUUAAUGAUUUCCCUCCCACAAUUCUGGAAGUUGGGGGUUGAUGUUAUUUAUAUAAUUUAA
This is a messenger RNA of Capsella rubella, 2374 nucleotides long. Its product is annotated as mechanosensitive ion channel protein 2, chloroplastic. Lineage: Eukaryota; Viridiplantae; Streptophyta; Magnoliopsida; Brassicales; Brassicaceae. The transcript has 14 exons. Bases 213 to 2243 code for a protein of 676 amino acids. The record is from RefSeq and is a predicted model, not a curated record. Gene Ontology annotation, cellular component: membrane. Gene Ontology annotation, biological process: transmembrane transport.